Messenger RNA from Loxodonta africana (African savanna elephant), 4936 nucleotides. RefSeq names its product Rho guanine nucleotide exchange factor 5 (gene ARHGEF5). Gene Ontology annotation, cellular component: nucleus; cytoplasm. The record is from RefSeq and is a predicted model, not a curated record. NCBI's taxonomy places the organism in Eukaryota, Metazoa, Chordata, Mammalia, Proboscidea, Elephantidae. Gene Ontology annotation, molecular function: protein binding; guanyl-nucleotide exchange factor activity. Gene Ontology annotation, biological process: activation of GTPase activity; intracellular signal transduction. The transcript has 14 exons. Bases 62 to 4210 code for a protein of 1382 amino acids.
GGUUCCCAGUGAACAGGACAGCAGGCAGGAAGCAGAACUUCUGGCCUGGGGAGCUGGGCACAUGGAGGAGUGGGAGGAAGCUUCUCCAGACAAUCCUGCUCCUACUAGCCCUGGGCCACCCUGGAGAGAGUGCACUGCAGGGACCCCCCAGGCCCAGGAGAAGCCACAGCAAAGGCGUGGGCAAGCUGGGUGCAUGUAUCCCCAGGGGUCCCCCAGGUGGGAGGGGCAGGAGCAGCAGGGAGUGGGGUUCCAGGGGGUGCAGGAGCCAGCAGAGAAGCAGGUUAAUGGGAGGAAGGGGGAGCAGAGGCAGGACCCUGAGCAGGGGCAGGAAGGUGUGGAGACUGGGGGGCUGGGAGGCCUGACUCAUGGCCAGUGGGGUCAAGAGGAGAGUGGGGGGAGGCCCCAGCCGCCAGAGGAGAAUGGGGUGGACGCUCAGCCUGAAGAGAAGCCGGAGGAGGUGCCUGGGAAGCAGGAAGACCAGGGUCUGGACCUGGCGCUGAUUCCAGUAGAGAAGUGUGGGGAAGAGGCAGGUGAGGGGGACCCAGGAGACCAUGCUGGGAGCGGGCCAGGGGCCAGGGGAGAGCAGGCAGAGCACAAUGACCCCUCCACUCUGGUUCCCCUGUCCCCAGGCAUCCCUCCUCCCUGUGACCUGUUCCCAGAGGCCUCUUGUCCCAUAACUGGGGUUCCCCAGGCUCAGGUAGGCCCCCAGGCUGGGGAAGUGUCCCCACCUGCUCUGACCCCUGGCACAGAGCCAGGACAGUCCCACUUGCCCAUGUCCCCACCUAGCCCCUUCCCUACCUGGGCAUCCCCUGACAAAGAGGCAUCUCAGGAAGGCCACCAAGAGGGGCCCAAGCAGGGGUUGGGGUCCAGGACAGUCUCCACCAGCACCUUGGGGACACCGCCAUGGACACUGGACUUGGCUCCUGGCAGUUCUGCUCAGGCCUCCCCCUGUUCAGUCGCCUCAUUGCCCACCAGCCCCGCAGUGGAGACCUGUCCUGCUGUGGGAUCUCCAGAAGUUUCCAGGACCUCUCUCUCCAGAAACAGUCCCAUUCUCUGUGUGACUCCUGAGACCCCCACGGCUACCCCCCAUGACUCCUCCUCCACAGAGGCCGCCUGGGACCUGUGCCCCAGCCCCACGGGGCCCCCCCCACAGAGCCCCCCAGCCGGCCCCACAGGGUCCCCCCUGCAGAGCCCCUUGGUCAGCUCCACAGGGCCCCCUCUUCAAAGCCUCCCGGUCAGCCCCACGGGGUCCCCCCCGCAGAGCCCCCCAGCCAGCCCCUCAGGGACUGGCCUACACCUGAGGAGCAGCUCCUUUACAAGCCCCCAUCGGACCAGGCUCCUGCCAGACCUGGCAACCAGGUCGCUUUCUUUCUCCCACUCGGAGCCACCCCCGAGGCCCCCCAAACCUGCCAUCUACGGCUCUGUAACCCCAAGGAGGGACAGGAGGAGCAGAAGGGACAGCAGCAUCACCGUGGAACCCCAGAUGGCAUCACCCACUCUGUGGCAGGGCCUGGAGGUGCCCUACUCUGAGCCUGAGGGGGCGGGUGGUGCCCACCCUUGGGCUUGCCAGCAUAGCUCAGCCCCAGCCCCACCCCUGGUCUCUGUAGAUAGGAGGAUCCCUGAGCCCCCACUCCCCCUCGAGAAGAGGCACGUUCUGUCCCCCACAGGGGAGAGGGACUCCUGUCUUCAGGCAGUGGCCCCCAGACCGCAGCAGCACAGCCAUCCGGCCCCCCUUGCCCUCGGCUCAGGGCCCCACUGCCCCCCCAAGUGCCCAUCUGACCCACUUGUGGCAAGACAGCUUCGGCCCCUGCCUGCCACCCCGGACUUCCCUGACUCUGCUCAGACCUUUCUGCCCCCUAAGCCCAGAUACAACAAGCCUUUGCCCCCCACGCCCGAUGGUCCCCAGCCCCUGCCUUCCUCCAGCUCCUUGUCCAGGAGCCCCAGGACCUAUAAGCCACUGCCUCCCCUCCCCACUAUGGACCCUUCCAUUGAGCCGCCCCCUCUGCCUCCGAAGGCCAGGGCCAGGAGCAGAAGCACUCAGGGGGGGCUCAUGAGCGCAGGGGGCCAGGCCAGGCCAAGGCCUGGGGGACAGGACUGGUCAACACCCUUGUCCCCCUCAGCUGGCCGCACCUCCUGGCCCCCUGCUGCUGGCCUGUCCACCGACCCCUUGGCACAUGCCAGCAGGGGUAGGAGUGACAGGGCCUCCGGCAUGGCUUUCAGCAACGCAACAAACUUUCUGAGCCUCUCGUCCCCCACCACUGGUUGGCCCCCAGAGGAUGGGUCCUGGCUCACAGAGGAGCUGAGGGGCCCCACCCGAGGACCCUCAAGAAGAGCAGUCCCUCAGGAGGGGGCCAGCAGCUCUCGGGGAUCAGAGCUCGGCUGGACGAGGCCUCCAGAGAGACCUGACCACCAAUCCCUAGAGAAGUCUUCCAGCUGGCCCCAUCAGAGAGACCCAGGCAGACCCCUGCCUGGUGGCAGCGGACCAACCCCCGGGGAGGGGCAUAGCAACAGCAAGGGCUGGAACCGGCAGGGCCUGCGCAGGCCCUCCAUUCUGUCCGAGGACACCUCAGAUACAAGAAGUCCAGCCAUGGAACGGGCCUCCGGCUCCUCAGACACCAUCAUUUUCCGGGAGAAAAAGCCAAAGGAGGCAAUGGGAGGCUUCUCCAGACGCUGCUCAAAGCUCAUCAACUCCUCCCAGCUGCUCUACCAGGAGUACAGUGACGUGUUCCUCAACAAGGAGAUCCAGAGUCAGCAGCGGUUGGACAGCCUGGCUGAGGCCCCUGGGCUUGCGUCACCCCGGCAGCCCCGCAAAGCCCUGGUCCCCUCUGAGUCCUACCUGCAGCGCCUCUCCUCGGCCUCCAGCAGCUCGCUGUGGCAGGAAAUCCCUGUGGUGCGCAACAGCACCGUGCUGCUCUCCAUGACCCAUGAGGACCAGAAGCUCCAGGAGGCCAAGUUUGAGCUGAUUGUCUCAGAGGCUUCGUACCUGCGCAGCCUGAAUGUGGCUGUGGACCACUUCCAGCUGUCCACCGCACUCCGGGCCACCCUGUCCAACCAGGAACACCAGUGGCUCUUCUCCCGUCUGCAGGACGUGCGUGACGUCAGCACCACGUUCCUCUCCGACCUGGAAGAGAACUUCGAGAACAACAUCUUCACCUUCCACGUGUGUGAUGUGGUCCUGAACCAUGCCCCCCACUUCCGCCGGGUCUACUUGCCCUACGUCACCAACCAGACCUACCAGGAGCGCACCUUCCAGAGCCUGCUGAGCAGCAACAGCCACUUCCGGGAGGUCCUGGAGAGGCUGGAGAGCGACCCCGUCUGCCAGCGCCUCUCCCUCAAGUCCUUCCUGAUCCUGCCCUUCCAGCGCAUCACCCGCCUCAAGCUGCUGCUCCAGAACAUUCUGAAGAGAACACAGCCCGGCUCCUCGGAGGAGGCAGAGGCCACGAAGGCUCACCACGCCCUGGAAGAGCUGAUCAGAGACUGCAACAGCAACGUCCAGAGGAUGCGGCGGACCGAGGAGCUCAUCUACCUGAGCCAGAAGAUAGAGUUUGAGUGCAGAAUAUUCCCACUGAUCUCGCAGUCCCGCUGGCUGGUCAAGAGUGGGGAGUUGACAGCCUUGGAGUUCAGUGUGUCCCCAGGGCUGCGGAGGAAGCUGAACACGCGCCCUAUCCACCUGCAUCUCUUCAACGACUGCCUGCUGCUAUCCCGGCCUCGAGAGGGCAGCCGAUUCAUGGUGUUUGACCACGCCCCCUUCUCUGCUGUCCGUGGGGAGAAGUGUGAGAUGAAGCUGCACGGUGCUCACAAGAACCUCUUCCGGCUCUUCCUGAGGCACAACACCCAGGGCACCCAGGCCGAGUUCCUCUUCCGCACGGAGACUCAAAGCGAGAAGCUCAGGUGGAUCUCUGCGCUGACCUUGCCCAGAGAGGAGAUGGACCUCCUGGAGUGUUAUGAUUCCCAACAGGUACGAUGCCUUCGUGCCUACAAGCCCCGCGAGAAUGACGAGCUGGCGCUGGAGAAGGCUGAUGUGGUGAUGGUCAUGCAGCAGAGCAGUGACGGCUGGCUGGAGGGCGUGAGGCUCUCAGAUGGGGAGCGAGGCUGGUUCCCAGUGCAGCAGGUGGAGUUCAUCUUGAACCCAGAUGUCUGUGCACGGAAUCUGCAGGAAGCACAGCGUGUGAAGACUGCCAGGUUGCAGCUGGUGGAGCAUCAGGCCUAGCUGUCCUGGGGGGCCCCUGGGCAUACAGACACGAAAUCCCUGGGGAGGACUGGCCCCAGCACCCUGCAACGAGGCCGAAGUGCCCAGGACCAAGCCCCGCCUCCCCUCUGUGCUCUGGACCCUGGGUGUCUUUUCUCGCAGGAAACAGGAGCAAGGGGGCCUGAGCUGGGGAAUGUGACUUCUCCUGCCCUACAAUAGUUAAACAAUCUCUGCUUCAGGGCAUAGGUGCGGAGCUGGCUGGAGUUCCCAUGACAGUGGCCAUAUGUCAAGCAGGGUCUGGUCUCAGGCCCCUGAGGGGAGAUGUGUGGGUGGGGGGGGCGGUGAACAUACCAGACGGGAGGACCAACCUGGUGGCCUCGAAGAUAUGUCCUGGCCCUGGAGCCUCUCUGUAACUGUAUGUGUGGUCGGGUGUUUCCAUUGGGCUCUUCUCUGCUGGUGGUGAUGUGAGGUUAGGACUCCCUCACGCUAAUAAACAUGGCGCUUCUCUGAGUGGUUUCUUCUGACUCCUCAGCACUGAGUGAGGUUCAGAACACGGGGUUCCCUGAGGCUCCCAGCCUGUGUGAUAUAGGUUACCGUGUCUGUCGACCCCUGCCUGUGACCCCUGACUUUGGGCUAUUUUUCUGCUUGCUACGGCCUCAGAGGCUGUAGGUCUUUCAUAUCUGAGUUCGGACCAAGUAACCUCCAAAGCUCCAUCCAACUCUAACAACACACAGUCUAUUCUCGUGA